This is a messenger RNA of Aethalodelphis obliquidens (Pacific white-sided dolphin), 4753 nucleotides long. Its product is annotated as leucine-rich repeat-containing protein 37A3-like. Lineage: Eukaryota; Metazoa; Chordata; Mammalia; Artiodactyla; Delphinidae. The record is from RefSeq and is a predicted model, not a curated record.
AUCCCGGGUCUGUUGUGAUUUUGCUCAUUGUGAUUAUGGACUGAGGUACCCAUUUAGUCCUAAUAAGACCAGAGAUAACACAUUGUGAGAGAGAUGAAAAAUGACAUGUAACACUAACUGUGUGUGUUUUCCUCCAAGGGGCUUUUUUCGAUUUCUGCUGCAUAAGAGAAGCUCGGGGGAAAGUGAGAGUCAGGAGGGCUCUUUCGGGAGAAGGCGGCCACUUUGACAUAGGGAUAUGUAUAGGCCUCUCAAUGCCACACGCAAGGAAAAUAUGGCACACAAGCUACACGACAGGGAGUCUUCUGAGGAGGAUAUUUCUCCAUCCCAGCAGAAGGCCCAAACUCGUAAUCCUGAGCUCACUGAGGAGGCUGAAUCUUUUCCCCAGGAGGGCCCUGCUCAGCAUCCACAGACCCCUGAGGAGGUUGAAUCUUUUUCACCCCAGGCAGAGGCCCAGACUCAGCAUCCAGAGCCCACUGAAGAGGUAGAACCACCUCCACUUCAGCAGGAGGCUCCAUCUCAGCCUUCAGAGGCCCCUGAGGAACUAGAAACUCCAAGUCCUCAAGAGGCCCUCACCCGGCCUUUGGAGACACUUAAGGAGCUUGUAGUUCGAUCAGUAGCACAUCAUGGGGUAAAUGAAGCUCAGCAGUCAAACUUGUACAAUUUCACUAUUAAACCUAUGGAUCUGGCACUUACCAUAACUCCACAGGGAGGUGAACCUUCUCUACUCCAUCAAGACGCCCCAACUCAGGCUCCAGGUCUCCCUACUGAGUAUGUACAUGAAAUUCCAGUGAGUGAAGAGGUAGCAUCUCUACCUGGCGUUCAGCGUCACGCUCAUUCCAACUUGCCCAGUGUUACACUUCAACCUCUGGAUUUGGAAUUAACCAUCACUCCAGAGCCCACUACGGAAGCUGAAUUUCCUACAGCUCAGCAGGAGGCCCUGACUCCACCUCUUGAGCAUCCUGAGGGGACAGAAUCUUCUCCAACCCAACAAGAGACCUCAGCUAAGCCUCCAGAGCCUCCUGGAGAGGUUGAGCCUUCAAGGGAGCAGGAGCAACCAGCUCAGCGUUCUGAGCCUUCUGGGGAAGUUGAACCUUCUCCAACCCAGCAGGAGCCCACAGCUCAGCCCCCAGGGCCUCUUGUGGAAGCUGAGCCUUCUGCAAGUGAACAGGAUCAACCGACUCAGCCUUCUGAGCCUACAGAGCCUCCUGAGGAGGUGAAAACAGCAACCCAGCAGGACAUUCCAGCACAGCUUUCAGAGUCUUUUGGAGAACCUGAAACCUCUGCAACCAAGGAGGAAGCCUCAGCUCAGUAUCCAGAGACCCCUAAUGAGGCAGAAUCUUCUGCAACCCAGCAGGAGAUCCCAGCUCUGUCUCCAGCGGAGAUAGAAACUUCUGCAGCCCUGCAGGAGCAACCAGCUCAGCCUCCAGAGCCUUCUUCUGGGGAGGUGGAACCUUCUCUGACUCAACAGGAACAGCCAGCUCAACCUCCAGAGCAUCAUGAAAUGACAGGUUCACCUCCAAGUCACCCUCAUGCUCAACAUUCAGACUUAUCCAGUGUCACUGUCAAACAUGCAGAUGUGGAGCUUACCAUAACGAAAGAGCCCACUCCAGAGGUGGGACCUUCUCCAAAUCAGCACAAACCUUCAGCUCAGCCCUCAGUGCCCCUUACUAAUGCAGAAUUUUCUACAAUGCAACAUGAGGCCCCCACACUGCCUUCACAGCCACCUGAGGAGGUUGAACUUUUGCCAGUUCAGCAGGAGGCUCCAGCUGAACUCGCUCCUGACGUACCUUCUCCACCUCAGCAGGAAGCCACAGCUCAGCAUCCAGAGUCUCAUGGUGAGGUGGAAUCCUCUCCAACUCAGUCUCCAGAGCUCUCUAAUGUGACUGUGGUUUUCUCUCCAGAGCAUCCUGUGACAACAGUUUCUCCUCUAGGUCAGGAUCAAGCUCAGCUUCUGCAGUGGCCCGAUGUCACUGUUAAACCUGUGGAUCUUGCACUUACCGUAACUCCAGCGUUCACUAAUGAGGUUGAAACUUCUCCACCCCAACAAGAAACCUCGGCUCAGUCUACAGUGUCCCCUGAGCAGUUGGAACCUUUGUCAGUCCAGCAAGAAUUUUCAGAUCAGCAUCCAACCCCCUCUGAGAAUGUUGAACCUUCUCCAGUUCAGCAGGAAGCCCCAACUCAACCUGAAGAGCUUCCUGAGGAAACUGACCCUUCUGCAAUCCAGCAGGAGAGCUCAGCUCAGCAUCCAAAGCCCACUGAGUGGGUUGGACCUUCUCCAGUCCAGCAUCAGCACCCAACUCAGCCUCUAGGGGCCUCUACAGAUGGUGCAGCUCAACGUUUAGUACAUAAUGAAGUGACAUUCUCACCUCUAGGUCCAGGUGAAGUUGAACACCCAGUGUUGCUUAAUAUCAGAGUUAAACCCGUGGUACCUGUGGUUGUCUUAACUCUAGAGCCCAGUAAGAGGGAGGUGGUACCUUCUCCCACAGAGCAGGAGCUUCAGGAUCAUUCAUCAGAACUCUCUGCAAAGGUGGAACCAUUUCCAGUCCCUCAAGGGACCCUUCCUCACCUUCUACAGCCCCCUGUGAACAUGGAAUCUUCUCCAGUCCAACAGGCGUUCCCACGCCUACCUCUGGAACCCCUUAAAGAGACAGAACCUUCUCCAGCUGAGCAGGAGACCCCAUCUCAGCCUCCAGCACCACCUAAGGAGGUUGUAGCACAAACUCCAGUGCAUUAUGAGAUGGCAGUUCCAACACUAGGACAGGAUCAAGCUCAGCAUUUAAACUUGCCCAGAGUCACAGUUAAUCCUUUGAACCAGGGUCUUCCCACAACUCCAGAACCUACAAUGGAGGCUGAAUAUUCUGCAGCCCUGCAGCAGACUGCAGUUCCUCCAACAUAGCCCGAGGUGACAUUUCCAAAUGCAGAGCAAGUUCAGGCUCAGCAUCCAACCUUGACAGAGGUCACAGUUCAACCUUUGGACCUUGAACUGACCAUAAGGCCACAACCCACUAAGGAGGAUGAACCUUCUCCAACCAUGCAGGAUAACUUAACACAGCCUCCAGAACCACCUAAGGAGGUUUUUGUAGCUCAGCUUCCAGUAUAUCAGAACCCAGUAGUUCCAACACCAGAUCAGGAUCACACUGAGCGUCCAGCAUCACCCAGUGUCACAGUUCAACCUUUAGACCAGGGGCUUACCACAACUCCAGAACCUACUAUGGAGGCUGAACAUUCCACACCCCUGCAGGAGACUGUAGUUCCUCCAACAUACCACGAGGUGACACUUCCAAAUCCAGAGCAAGUUCAGGCUCAGCAUCCAACCUUAACUGAGGUCACAGUUCAACCUUUGGACCUGGAACUUAUGUUAACUCUGGAAUCCACUUUGGAGGUUGAUCCUUCUCCAACCAUGCAGCAGACCCAAGCUCAGCCUCCAGAGCUCAUUAGGGUUGUAGCUCAGUCUCCGCUGUACUCCAAAGUGACAGUUCCAGCCCCCGAUCAGGAUCAUGCUGAGCAUCCAGUAUCACCCAGUAUCACAGUUAAACCUUUGGACCUGGAACUUACCACAACUCCAGAACCUACUACAGAGUCUGAACAUUCUGCAGCCCAGCAGCAGACUACAGCUCCCCCUCCAAAACACCCUGAGAUGACACUUGCACAGCCAAACCUGACUCAACUCACAAAUCAACCUAUGGAUGUGGAAAUUAACAUUACUGCAGGAUCCAAUAUGGAGACUGUACCUUCUCCAAUCAUGCAGCACAUCCCAACUCAGUCUCCAGAGGCACCUCAGUACAUUGUACGUAAAUCUCCAUUCCAGCAGGAGGUGACAGUUCCAAAUCCAAGUAAGGAUCAAGGUCAGCAUUCAACAUCAUCCAGCAUCAGAGUUCAUGAUGUGGACCUAGAGCAAACCACCACUCCAGAAUCCACUAUGGAGGCUGGACAUUGUACAUCCCUCCAGCAGACUACAGCUUCCCCUCCAAAACACCCUGAGGUGACACUUGCACAACCAAACCUGACUCAAGUCACAGUUCUACCUGUGGGCCUGGGAGUUAGCAUAUCUCAGCAACCAAGGGCAUCUGAGACGGUUCUUUUUCCUUCGACUCAGUAUUCAGUAUCCACAGGCCUUCCUGGUGUAAAAUAUACCCCAGAAAAGAAGCAGCCGGAACAGAAUGCCACCACAAACUUCAGCAUAUGUGAGCUCUGUACCUGCACAAAUGAGACGCUGUCGUGUGUUGGUCUCAGCCCAAGGCAGAAGCUCCACGGAGUGCCUGAGCCAGAGCCUAACGCCUACAAUGGCACCUUCACCAUCAUAGAUUUUUCCUGCAAUAAAAUACCAUCUGUCGAAAAAAUUACAUUAGAACCACUACCUUUUUUGCAGUUUAUAAAUCUUGGUUGCAAUUUACUCACAGAACUGAGCUUUGGAACGUUUCAGGCCUGGCAUGGAAUGAAAUUUUUCCACAAGUAAAUUCUCAAUCGUAAUCCUUUGACAACAGGUGAAGAUUCUUAUCUUUUUAAAUUGCCAGCAUUAAAAUAUUUAGACAUGGGAACAACACAAGUCACAGCAAUUGAAAGCAUCGUCAUGAUGACCCUUGAAUUGGAAAAACUGAUCUUACCUAGCCGUAUGGCCUGCUGCCUCUGCCAAUUUAAAAAUAUUAUUGAGGUUGUCUGUAAGACAGUCAAGCUGCAUUGUGACAGCGAAUGCCUGACAGACAUCACACGUUGUGGUGAGUCUCAAUUGCAGAAUAAUAAAUUUUUAAUUUAA